This is a messenger RNA of Monodelphis domestica (gray short-tailed opossum), 3066 nucleotides long. It is a transcript of the gene MBOAT1, whose product is annotated as membrane bound glycerophospholipid O-acyltransferase 1. Gene Ontology annotation, molecular function: acyltransferase activity. Gene Ontology annotation, biological process: lipid modification. The record is from RefSeq and is a predicted model, not a curated record. Lineage: Eukaryota; Metazoa; Chordata; Mammalia; Didelphimorphia; Didelphidae. Gene Ontology annotation, cellular component: membrane.
AGGAGGGGAGCGGGAAGCUGAGCGGGCUCUAUACCCUGCCAACUACUCCGACCGUGGCUGCAGUGCCAGAGCCAGCGCUGCACCCCAACGACUUGUCCCUGUUCUGUUCUGCUGCCACCCGGAGCUCAGUUUACGGUUGGCCUUCUCGCUGCGUCCCCUAAGCUCGAUUGUCCCUGGGAUCCAGUCACCACUCAGGCCGGGCGAAAACAUCUGUGAGGGUGGCUCGUGGUGGGGGGCGGACGCGACAGCCCCCCUGAAGAUGCAGGAUGGCAGUAGAGCAGCCGCCGUCCAGCCUUGCUUACCGCACCACGGGCUCCACCUUGUUGCAUCCGGUCAGCGACCUCCUGGGCAUCCCGCUGGACCAGGUGAAUUUUGUGGCAUGCCAGCUGUUUGCUUUACUUGCUGCUUUCUGGUUUCGCAUUUACCUGAGUCCUGAGAAGGCAAGCUCUACUAUCCGCCAUGCCUUUGCUGCCAUUUUUGGAAUCUAUUUUGUCAUCUUUUGCUUUGGAUGGUAUUCCAUACACCUCUUUGUGUUGGUGUUAAUAUGUUAUGGAAUCCUGAUUACUGCAAGCAUGCGCAACAUUCACAGGUACUCCUUUGUGGUAGCAAUGGGUUAUCUCACAGUAUGCCAUAUAAGUCGGAUAUACAUAUUCCACUACGGGAUUCUCACUACAGAUUUUUCAGGGCCACUGAUGAUUGUGACCCAGAAGAUCACAACCCUGGCGUUCCAAAUUCACGAUGGAUUGGGUCGAAAAACUGAGGACCUCACUCCUGAACAACUUCGACUUGCUAUAAAAGUCAGACCCUCUUUCUUGGAAUACAUAAGCUACCUUCUCAAUUUCCUGAGUGUCAUAGCUGGGCCCUGUAGUAGUUACAAGGACUAUGUAGCUUUUAUUGAGGGGAGACACAUACACAUGAAGUUGCUGGAAAUGAACUGGAAGCAAAAGGGUUACAGCAGUUUUCCCAAUCCUUCUCCAACUGGAGCAGUGAUUCACAAACUGUGUAUCACCCUGGUGUCUCUCCUCUUUUUUUUGACUCUCACGAAGGCCUAUCCUGUCACUUUCCUGGUUGAUGACUGGUUUGUCAAUCAAGCAUCUUUUUUGUCAAGACUUUUCUACUUAUAUAUUGUUAUGCAAGCAUCAAAACCAAAGUAUUACUUUGCAUGGACAUUAGCUGAUGCAGUCAAUAAUGCAGCUGGCUACGGGUUCAGUGGAGUUGACAAGAAUGGGAAUUUCUGUUGGAAUCUGCUUUCUAACCUAAACAUCUGGAAGAUUGAGACUGCAACAAGUUUUAAAAUGUACAUAGAAAACUGGAAUAUUCAGACAGCUGCUUGGCUAAAGCGCGUGUGCUAUGAGCGAGCUCCCUGGUACCCUACAGCAUUAACGUUCAUCCUGUCUGCAUUGUGGCAUGGUGUCUAUCCUGGAUAUUAUUUUACAUUCAUAACUGGAAUCCUGGUUACAUUAGCGGCUAGAGCAAUGAGGACCACCUGUCGACAUUACUUCCUUUCUUCAGAAUCUCUUAAGGCAGCCUAUGAUGUAGUUACGUGGGCUUGCACUCAGCUGGCUGUCUCUUACACGGUGGCACCUUUUGUCAUACUGGCAGUAGAACCAGCCAUCACUUUGUACAAAUCGUUGUAUUUUCAUCUACACAUCGUAAGCCUCCUGAUACUACUAAUUCUGCCCAUCAAACCACAUGCCAAAAGACAGUCUCAGACUCUGAACUCUUUUAAUAACAAGAAAAAAACCUAAUAUGCCACAAGAAAACCUGAGCAAGCAAAAUACUUGCACCAGAAAAGAAACAGGAGUGUAUAUUUUAUAAUGUUAAAACAUUCAUAAAGGUCUCGGGCUCAAGUGAUCAUCUAUGACGCAAUCAGGAGGCCUAGAGACAAGGUUUACAGGCUUCUGACUUUAAACGCAGGGAAUAUUUUUUAUACAGUCUUUUUCAUGUAUUUAAAUCAGUCUUCUGUACAGGUUGUUUUAAUAUUUUAUAGGAUAUUUGGGUAUGAGGUGUGUGUGUGUGUGUGUGUGUGUGUGUGUGUGUGUGUGUAUGUGUGUGUGUGUGUGUGUGUAUGCUAGAGGAAGAAUAAGAGCUAGAGAAGCAGCUCCUCUUGGGUUGUUUAUUCUUUGGCUGUUUAGGGCAUUGCUUCAUAUCUUGGCUCAACCAUGGUGUUUGACCACAAGAAUCUGGAUGUUGAGAACACUGGUGUGGGCUCCGGCAGGAAGAGGGAGAUUGCAGAGAAGACUAUCCCAGUUUGUCAUGGCAUUCUAGUGCCAGAAAAUACUCAGGACUGGGAUAUUGCUUUGGAGACUCUGACUUUCUUGCAGUGACACCUGCUUUUUUAGGGGCACUUUUUUAUAUUUCCAGUAAAGAUGGUGACAGAGGACCUGGGAGGACUGAGGUCUGGACAGAAUCCUUUGUCCGGCAGAGUUACAACAGAAAAUAGUUAUGGAUUAGCAAUUCAGGACUUCUCUUUGAGUAGGCUGCAUUUUUUUUCCAGGGGUGUAAUGAUUUCCUAUUAUGAUCUGAACCCAUAUGUGAAUUGAGGACACCUCAUAGUGCUAACAUUGGUCAUUUAAAUUGAGAGGACUGUUUACUCAGGGACAGUCCAGUGAAGACCAAAUGUUCACUCUCCUAAAUGAAGCCUGACCCCUUUUGAAGGAAACAACACAUGUAAUCUAAAGUUUUUCUUAAUCUGUUCCCUACCCCUCUCCCCUCAUUGAUGGAUAACAAUAUCCAGUUGCUAUAGACUUGAUUUUUUUUAUCCUUAAUUUGUCUGAGUUGUAAGUGAACAAGAGGGUAUUGUUGAUUUUCAAUUUCUGAAGUGUCAUAGCUGAAUAAAUGCAACUUUCUUUUUUAGCUGAAUCAUCACGAUAGAAUAUAAAGGUUGAACAAACAAUUUUCUUUUCAAAAUCUUGAUAGAAAUCUCUCAGAGAAUGUGUUGUAUUUCCCUUUGGAAACUUAUUGGGUAAUGUUGUUUUGGGGAGAAUAAAAUGGAUUGUUAAGGUUACUGAGAAUAUAGUAAUAAUAAUAAUAAUGAUAAUAAUAAAAAACUACCUUGCAACAACA